Polyodon spathula (Mississippi paddlefish) is the source of this 3790-nucleotide messenger RNA. RefSeq names its product calpain-15-like. Gene Ontology annotation, cellular component: cytoplasm. The transcript has 12 exons. The record is from RefSeq and is a predicted model, not a curated record. NCBI's taxonomy places the organism in Eukaryota, Metazoa, Chordata, Actinopteri, Acipenseriformes, Polyodontidae. Bases 265 to 3699 code for a protein of 1144 amino acids. Gene Ontology annotation, biological process: proteolysis. Gene Ontology annotation, molecular function: calcium-dependent cysteine-type endopeptidase activity.
UUUAUAAUUCCUCUUCCUGGGUUGUCGGCGGUACACAUGUAGUUUCACCUUGUUUUAAAGAAACUGAAAACACAGAUAAGCCAGUCUGGGUGCCCGAAAUUGAAAACCAAGCACCGUAAACAACGAAAAACAUUUUGGAUCUGAAAAGAAAAGUUGUACCCGGUGAUUUUCAGCACCAAAGAAGCUGAUGAUAGACACGAGACAUCACUUUACAACAGACAUCAAUCCAGCCUGCCGAAACAUCACUCUCACUCUCCUGGCUCCAUGGCUGCAGCAGUGGGGAGCAGCGAGUGGUCCUGUGGACGGUGUACCUUCCUGAACGCUGGUGGAGCUCCCCGCUGUUCCAUAUGCGAGGCACCCCGUCAGAAACCUGACCUCAACCAGAUCCUGCGUCUCAGUAGCACUGAGGAGCAGCGCUGGGCCUGCCCUCGCUGCACCCUCAAUAUCCCCCAUGGGUCCAGCACCUGCACUGUCUGUAGCUUCGGACUUGGAGCCAGUCCAGGCCCCUCCCCGGGCACUCCCAAUGGGAUUCUCCCCCCACAAAACAUGCCUACCUCCUCCACUUCCUCUAACUCCACCACCGUCCUAUUGGAGCCCCAAGGGCAGGUACCUCCCAAAGAUGAGCUCCGGAGACCGGUGAGCAACGGAGAGACUAGUCCUGGAGACCUGCUGCUUCUCUCGGGCUGGGCUUGCCCACGCUGCACCCUGCACAACACGCCUGUCGCUCUCUCCUGCUCUGCCUGCGGCGGGCCUCGCAAGCUCUCCCUCCCCAAAAUCCCUCCCGAGGCUCUGGUAGUGCCGGAAGUCUUGACGCCUGUGGCUGGAUUCCCCACGGCUACCAACAGUGGAGGCCCGCUCCUUAUCGACCUGACCGAUAUAGAUUCCCCUCCUGCGACAGUGACUGUGGAGCCCCCUGAAACUCCACGGUCUGGUUCCUCUACUUCAUCAACCUUUACCCCCCUCUCCUCCCUCCUGCAGAACAACCCAGUCCCUCGAAGCCGCAGAGAGGUGCCUCCUCAAGCGCCACAUCCGGGAUGGUCCCCUAAUCCAGCCCCCAGCCCCACCCCUUCCACAACUGCCGCAACCACCUCCCAGCGGCCUCCCAAACCUCCACCCACCAGUUCCAAGCCCGCUCAGCCCCAGCAGCCGCCCCCCCAGCAAGGGGAAGCCUUCCCGGGCAAGCGGCUGAGUGUCUUCGAUGAGGAGGACAUGCAGGUGUGUCCUUCCCCGAUUCCUCCACCCACUUCUGGCUCCUCCCCCUCCCUCUCCUCCCUCUCAUCUUCCUCCACCUGGAAGUGCAGCUCCUGCUCCUUCAACAACUCCUCCAACGGCUCCAAGUGCGAAGCCUGCCGUUCCUCCCGGGGAGCCAGCGAUUUGAUCGACCUGACGGGGGAGUCUGUGCGAUUCACCCCCGCCAGCCCGUCCAGCCCAGACUUCAGCACCUGGUCCUGCUCCAAGUGUACCCUUCUCAACUCCACAGAGGCCCCCAAGUGCAGCGCCUGUGGGUCAUCCAAACUGCAUGGCUUCCAGGACUACCAGCAACGCUGCCCCCAGUGCGGAUCAACAGGCCCCGUCUGCAGCUCCUGCCCUGGGACCAGCCAUGGCAAAGCAGGGCCCCGCAAACCUGCUCGGCUUUUCACCUCCUCCUCAUCUUUGACCUCCCUAAACGCUCAGGAGAAGGCUGAUCAAUGGGCCUGCCCAGCCUGCACCCUCCUCAACGACUUGAAAUCCAAGCACUGCGCUGCCUGCCACACUGCUCAGCAGUACUUCACCCUGCGUAAGGGGGCCAAGCCCCUGAAGAGACGGGAGAGCAUGCACGUGGAGGCGAGGCGGCAGAACGAUGAGGGAGAGGCCAAGGAGCUCUUGGAGAACAUUGUUGGAUUCUGCAGGGAGAAUGCUGUGAACUUCGUUGAUGAUAGUUUCCCCCCUGGCCCGCGCUCAGUGGGGUUUCCCGAGGGAGACAGUGUGCAGCAGCGUGUCAAGAAAUGGCUCCGCCCCCACGAGAUCAACUGCAGUAACUUCAAGGGCCGCGGGUUGAAAUGGUCAGUGUUCUGCACGCCCCGCCCCUCUGACAUCAUGCAGGGGCUUCUGGGAAACUGCUGGUUCCUCAGUGCACUGGCUGUGCUAGCAGAGAGACCCGAGCUGGUGGAGAGGGUGAUGAUCACUCGUGUGAUCUGCUCUGAGGGGGCGUACCAGGUGAGGCUGUGUAAGGACGGCACCUGGAUCACUGUGCUGGUGGACGACAUGCUGCCCUGCGAUGAGUACGGGUACCUCCUCUUUUCUCAGGCCCAGAGGAAGCAGCUGUGGGUGGCUCUCAUCGAGAAGGCUCUGGCCAAGCUCCACGGCUCCUAUUUCGCACUGCAGGCCGGCCGGGCCAUCGAGGGCCUGGCCACCUUGACCGGAGCCCCCUGUGACAGCCUCAUGCUGCAAGUCAGCUCCACAAACCCACGAGAGGAGCCCAUUGACACAGACCUCAUCUGGGCAAAGAUGCUGAGCUCCAAGGAGGCAGGUUUCCUGAUGGGUGCCUCGUGUGGAGGAGGCAAUAUGAAGGUGGAUGACAAUGUGUACGAGAGCCUGGGGCUUCGGCCUCGCCAUGCCUACUCUAUACUGGACGUGAGGGAUGUGCAGGGCUACAGGCUCCUGAGGUUGCGGAACCCCUGGGGGCGCUUCUCAUGGAAUGGGAGCUGGUCUGACGAGUGGCCCGACUGGCCGCAGCACCUCCGCCACGAGCUCAUGGCCCACGGGAGCAGUGAGGGAGUCUUCUGGAUGGAGUAUGGAGACUUCAUCAAGUACUUUGACUCUGUGGAUAUCUGCAAGAUCCACUCAGACUGGCAGGAAGUGCGUGUGCAGGGCUCGUUCCCUGCUCGAGCGAGUGGCCCUGUGACGGUGACAUCACUGACCGUGCUGGAACGCACUGCGUUGGAGUUUGCUCUGUUCCAGGAGGGCAGCCGGCGCUCCGACACUGCUGACAGUCACCUCCUGGACCUGUGCAUCAUGGUGUUCCGCGCCUCCUUCAGCAGUGGCAACAAGCUCAGCCUUGGCCGGCUGCUGGCACACAGCAAGCGCGCCGUCAAGAAGUUUGUGGGCUGCGAUGUGAUGCUGGAGCCGGGGGAGUAUGCCGUGGUUUGCUGUGCCUUCAACCACUGGCAAAUUAACAUCCCCGGGGCUGCCCUCACUCCGGUAUCGAGUCCCAUCAGCAGUGGGCGCCCCAACCCAGACCCAGGGUACAUCCUGGCAAUCUACAGUUCGCGGCAGGUGAUGGUGGAGCAGAGUGAAGCCCCUCCCACCACCCUGGCCGACGCCAUCAUCCUGCUGACAGAGAACAAGGGGGAGCGGCAUGAGGGUCGGGAGGGUAUGACAUGUUACUACCUGACUCACGGCUGGGCGGGUCUGAUCGUGGUGGUGGAGAACAGACACCCCAAAUACUACCUUCACGUGUCAUGCGACUGCACUGACAGCUUCAAUGUGGUCUCCACGCGGGACAGCCUGAAGACCAUUGACAGUGUCCCACCUCUCAACAGACAGGUACUUGUAAUGCUGUCCCAACUGGAAGGGAAUGCUGGCUUCUCCAUCACGCACAGAUUGGCUCACAGGAAAGCAGCACAGGCCUGUCUGGGGGACUGGACCCCGACCAAGGGCACACACAGCCCCCAGCUCACCUUGGACAUUGAAGGACUGCACAAGCCCCGGCCACUAUGACAGAAGCACAGGCCUCGCGCGCACAGGGGCAACAAAAACAAGAAAACACACCGUGCCAGAACAGGACACACUUUUAUAGCAGGAAGCUACA